UCGAAAGUAUCGUCCAAACUAGUCGAAAUGUUCAUCGAAAGCUUCCUGCUCCUAUUGGCGCUGAACUUCCUGUCCGCAGGACGAUUAAACCGACCCGAAGAACGCAUAAUCGGUGGUUACCCCGCUGAAAUCGAAGCUUUUCCCUGGAUGGUGUCCUUCCAAAUAAACGGACACCAUGCUUGUGGAGGGUCCAUUUACAGCAAUGAUACCAUCAUAACAGCGGCACAUUGCUUUUUCUAUAAAGGAAGAAGGCUGGAUGACCGACUCUUUGUAAUUCGCGCUGGAUCCACCUCGAGGAAAUCCAGUGGAACUCUUGUCAAAGUGGACUCCGUAAUACUCCAUGAGAAUUUCGUUUUCGAAUUACUUCAAAACGACAUCGCCGUUGUUCGCUUAAGUGAACGACUUGAGUUUACCAACCAAGUGCAGCCCAUUCCUUUGGCCGAGUCCAAUCCUGAACCUGGAACGAUGUCCCUUGUAGCUGGCUGGGGACAAAUCUACGAGACAGAGGAUCUGGUCGUAAGACCCAUAAAUAUUCUAGUAGUAAAGCUCCGCAUCCAACCGCCUAACCACUGUAUUGUAUCCUAUGGUCAAUCAACAAUUUGCGCUGGAAAUUCUAAGCAAAGCACUUGCAGAGGCGACUCUGGAGGAUCAUUGGUAAUUGAUUCGCAACUUGUGGGUGUUGUUUCCGGAGGGGGUUGCGAUUCACCGACAUUGUUGACAAGUGUGCCCUUCUUCCGAGAAUGGAUUUUGAAUACUACUAACUCUUUGCCCUAACAUGUUUAAAUAAAAUAAAUAUUCACUGCAGC
Messenger RNA from Drosophila mauritiana, 806 nucleotides. Its product is annotated as trypsin alpha-like. The coding region runs from base 28 to 774 and encodes 248 amino acids. Gene Ontology annotation, molecular function: serine-type endopeptidase activity. Gene Ontology annotation, biological process: proteolysis. The record is from RefSeq and is a predicted model, not a curated record. The transcript has a single exon. Lineage: Eukaryota; Metazoa; Arthropoda; Insecta; Diptera; Drosophilidae.